CAAUGUCAGUCAAUUUGUUCUUCCUCGUCACAGUAAUUUCUUAUCAAACUGUGUAUCCAGUUGUGAGCAUUCCUACAACAACUGAGAUGAACAGCAAUACCACUGCAUCGAAUAAAUCAUCAAGUCUACUGAAUUGAGAAAUACAAUCUCACAAUGUGUUCGAUUGUAUAUGGAACCAAAUCAACUUGGUGAUUGGUGUGAUAUAUGUGAUAGUAAUGAGCUGCUCUCAUCAACAUUUGUUUGGAGAACCAAAUCGAUUUGUACAAGUGGAAAUACGAAUCCAUUCAGAAAAACAUAUUGGUUAAUAUAUGAACGAUCUCAUUUCGCAGGACCUUACAUACUACUCAGUGCCAGUAAAUGUAUUGACGAUAUAAAUCAGUAUAAACUUUCGGCAACUAUGUCAAUACUGAUCUGUGUAGAGAAACUAACGGCAAAAUGGGAUGUGUUUGUUUCUUGUCAAUAUCCAAAACGACCAUGGAGGGAAUUUUCCCCAGUAAACUGGCACUCUGAUUAUAAAAUCAUAUCUAAAUCUGGAACGUAAUCAACUGAUGGAGCAGACGCUUCCUCACUGGAAGAAAUAGAAAGUUUGAUAGAUCUACAGGAAAACAGUGUCAACAAUAAAUAAUUACAAGUACAAUCUCUUCGUUUUAAUUCCGUUCGUCAAAUAUUGAGGUGAAUGCGGAUAUCAGUCUACUAUGAGAAAAAGAGAGAGAGAGAGAGAGCUGAAAAUGAUGUUUGUAGUUGUUUUGAAU
Molecule: messenger RNA, 752 nt
Organism: Schistosoma haematobium
Lineage: Eukaryota; Metazoa; Platyhelminthes; Trematoda; Strigeidida; Schistosomatidae
Exons: 2
Coding region: 170-541 (123 amino acids)
Source: RefSeq, a predicted model, not a curated record